GCCUCAUUCAGAAUGAGUCAUUCUCCUUUUCCUUCCCCACCGUUUUCUUGAACGUAUCAAUCAAUCCCACAACGACAGCACUACAGCAAUUGCCCACUGCCUGCUGCUGGUUCCCUAGAACUCAAAGCCCCCUCUGGCUCUAAUCUCUUUCUCUCCCCGCAAAUGUUAAAUGACCAAAUCAACCCUUCCCUCCCCAUUCCCUUCAGCUCUUCCCCUCUCUAUUCGUCUUGUCACCAUCCUUAGGCCUCCGUUGUGCAGCUCUCAGCCCCAUCCCUAUCCCCUCUCUCUAUCUCUCAGUUGGGCUUCAAUUUUAUCAAACACUUUCACUUUCACCAUACCCCUCUUCAAGUCCACCCAUUGCCCUCUCUCUGUCUCUCACUCGCUAACGUGCGCCUAUAAAAGAACAGAAGAUCAGGAAUUCUAUACAACAGAGCUUCUCUCUCUUUCCCCAUCUCGUGUUGUUUUGUUUGUUGCUAUCUUGUACCGUUACAAUAGUGAAAAAACAAGGAGAAAAAAAAAAGAUAACCUUGAAAGACCUGUCUUUUAACCCUUUAGUCUUUGCAUUUCGUUGCCAUCUGCUUACGUUUUCAUCUACAUAAACAGAAGUGAAACAGAAGAGAAGGCCAAAAAAGAAACCUCCUUUUUUCUUCUUUCUCCCACAUAACCAAAACGUCCAACGAUCAAAGAAAAAAAAGCUUCAGGCUCGAGCCAAGUUUUUCAUUACACCAAAGACCUCUUUUUUUGCCUUCAUGGGUCUGCUGAUUCUCUUCCUGCUAACGUGCGCGGCACUUCCAUUGGCUUCAUCAGAUCCAUACGACGAGGCUUGUUUAACUCAAUUAAGCCAAUCCUUGAAAGACCCAUUAAAGAACCUGCAAAACUGGACCCAAUCCACCUUUGCAAACCCUUGUAGCGGUUUCACUUCUUAUCUCCCUGGUGCCACUUGUAACAAUGGUCGAAUCUACAAACUUUCCCUUACAAAUCUCAGUCUCAAAGGCUCUAUCUCACCAUUUCUCUCAAACUGUACCAAUCUUCAGUCACUUGACUUAUCUUCAAAUUCCAUCUCAGGUCCAAUCCCACAAGAUUUACAAUAUUUAGUCAACCUGGCAGUGUUGAAUCUUUCAUCAAAUCGUCUUGAAGGAGAGAUCCCUCCACAGCUUACGUUAUGUGCUUAUUUAAACGUCAUUGAUCUUCAUGACAAUUUAUUUACGGGUCAGAUUCCUCCAGAAUUAGGCCUUCUAGCAAGGUUGUCAGCUUUUGAUGUUUCAUACAACAAGCUUUCAGGGCCAAUACCAGCCUCUUUAGGGAACAGAAGUGGGAAUUUGCCAAAGUUCAAUGCUACUUCUUUUGAAGGAAAUGAGGAUCUUUAUGGAUACCCUCUACCACCUAUGAAAAGCAAAGGGUUGUCAGUUUUGGCCAUUGUUGGGAUCGGAUUGGGAAGUGGACUUGCUAGUUUAGUGCUUAGUUUUACUGGAGUUUGUAUUUGGUUGAAGAUUACAGAGCAAAAGAUGGCUGCUGAAGAAGGGAAGAUAAGUCAGCUUAUGCCUGAUUAUUAAAAGCUUGAAUCUUGAUUUAACAUGUUAUCGAGGAUUACUGAGCUAAAUUGGAAAGAUUGAAAAUUCCAGGAAUGGAUGGCUGUGAUUGCAUAAAUUUCAAAGUGACACCGAAAGCAGUUGAUGGUCAAAUUUGCUUUCAUUCCUCCCAUCAACGGGUCUUCCGGGAAUGGCAUGCAUGUCAUCAUGGGCUGGACCCCAUAUUUUUUUUUGUUUAUGUUGUUGGUUGAAAAGAGAAAAAUAAAAAAGGUUGAAAUUGUUUCUGAUUGAUGAUUCACCUGAUUCUGAUCUGAUCCAUUGCUUCUUUAUUUUGAUUUUUAGUCGCAGGGGUUUGGGGUUUGGUUUAAAUGCCAUUCACGCAUUUAAUAGUUUUAUAUGCUUUUUUUAAAUUGAUCCACGCCAAAAUCUUUUAAUUUCCUCGUAAA
Durio zibethinus is the source of this 1975-nucleotide messenger RNA. NCBI's taxonomy places the organism in Eukaryota, Viridiplantae, Streptophyta, Magnoliopsida, Malvales, Malvaceae. The record is from RefSeq and is a predicted model, not a curated record.